Molecule: messenger RNA, 1488 nt
Organism: Spodoptera littoralis (African cotton leafworm)
Lineage: Eukaryota; Metazoa; Arthropoda; Insecta; Lepidoptera; Noctuidae
Source: the annotation of a GenBank genome assembly
AUGCAAACUGAAACUAAAAUGUGGAGAAGAUAUUUAAUGUGGUUCGCCCACGAACACAUUGAUUUCCGUCAUGCAGAAAUGCAAAGUAUAAUAUCGUUAUUGAACGUACCGGUAAGGUACGUAGAGAAACCUUGCGUUCAGAAGCCGUAUUGUAUUGUGGAAAUGCCUUCAGAAGAUUGUGUCAGAAAGAUUGCUUCUCGGUCAGUACUUUUGAAAAACUGUAUAGAAUUAUGGGCCAGAGCAAAAACCGUGUCACAAUUACACGCGAACUUGAAGAACUCAUUGAAAAAUUCGACAGGUAGUUGGGUUGCAGGGGAAAAAGAUAAUAAUGGGAUCAGCAAUACCUGUUUGUGUCCUAAAGAACUGAUAGAAUCAAGUUGUCCACUUAAAAAAUCUUUUAAGAUCGAAGUUGAGACCUUCUGCAAGCACUACUCCAUGAAGGAGAAGGUUUCAAAAAUUGAAACUUUCAACUACUUACCAUUUGAAGGACCGGUAAAACUAAAGAAUCCAGAUGUGACUUUAGCAUAUCUAGAAUUUUAUGGUGUCGAUCCAAAUGAUGUUCCAGAAGAACCCUAUGAUGUCUUUUUCGGGAAAUGGAUAGCAGACGGUCAACGUGACCUGAUCCAGGUGCACUCCUUGAAGAAGCGACAGUUUAUCGGCAACACCAGCAUGGACGCGCAAUUGGCCAUCAUCAUGGCUAACCAGGCACAAGUGAAGCUUGGAGACAUGGUGCUGGAUCCCUUCGUCGGGUCAGGCUCUCUACUUGUUGCUGCGGCACACUUUGGAGCGUAUGUGUGGGGCUCCGACAUCGACUACAUGAUGCUGCACGCGAGGACACGCCCCACUCGCGUCGGUCAAAAGAUUCGUACAAAAGAAGAGAGUAUACGGGGGAACAUGAGACAGUAUGGAACUGAAUCCAGGUACCUAGACGUGGUUGUCAGCGAUUUCUCAUUGCACAAUUGGAGGUCGGACUUAAAAUUCGACGCGAUCAUCACUGACCCACCCUACGGUGUUAGAGAGCCGACAGAGAAGAUAGGAAUAGAGCGAGAGAACUACACAUUAUCUGAGGAGCAUAUGGCGAACCAUGUCCCUUCCAAAGUGGAAUAUGGUUUGCAUCAUAUCUACAGUGACCUCCUCAACUUUGCCGCCACACAUCUUGAGAUGGGCCGACGACUGGUCUGCUGGUACCCGCUAGUUAGGGAAGAGUACCAGGAGUCUCAGUUACCAUCCCACCCUUGUCUGAAGCUGGUGGGCAACUCGGAACAGGUGCUAUCCAAGCUGGCAGCGAGGAGACUACUCACAUACGAGAAAAUUCUGGAUGACGUGCCCAACAUGCCGCUGGAUCCUAACGCUGGAGUCCAUAACUUUAGGGAAAAAUACUUCACAAUGGGCGAGACGACGCGACGAGAGAGGAAAGAGAAGAGGGCCGAAGAGGUCGCAGCCUACCUCGCGAGGAAACUGGAGACCACCAGAUAUGACCUCACGUGA